Messenger RNA from Brassica oleracea var. oleracea, 2080 nucleotides. RefSeq names its product fasciclin-like arabinogalactan protein 17. The transcript is spliced from 3 exons. The coding region runs from base 363 to 1733 and encodes 456 amino acids. Lineage: Eukaryota; Viridiplantae; Streptophyta; Magnoliopsida; Brassicales; Brassicaceae. The record is from RefSeq and is a predicted model, not a curated record.
UGUACCAAAUUACAUACAGUUCUUUUGUGAAGUUUCUAGAAUUUUGCUUACAAAAAACAAAAAAUGAAAGAAAAUUUUAAGCCAAGAUGAGCUGAGUGGAGAUGAAGUCAGCAGCGAACAUUAUAAAAAUUGGGUGGGUCCCUACACCAGCCUGGUCGGAAAGGUCUAAAACCCAAAACUACACACAAGUACACAACACAGACACAACCAAACUACACACAAGUACACAACACAGACACAACCAAACUCAUCUCUCUCUCUCACACACUUCCACUUGCCAUCGCCGACACUUCAAGAAGAAUAAAAAAUAAAGAAAAAGAAAAAAUAAACUCUUUCUGAUUAUUCGAUCUAACACCGCUUCCAUGGAUCGCCGUAUCUACGGUGGCUCCGCCGUCGCUAAUCUCAUUCUCUUCCUCCUACUCUCCUCCUCAUCUGCAUUAUCCAAGAACCCGAACACCUCAUCCGGGUCGGGUCAGAUCAACUCCAACUCUGUCCUCGUAGCUCUCCUCGACUCUCGUUACACAGAACUCUCCGAGCUCGUCGAGAAGGCUCUCCUCCUUCAGACACUCGAAGACGCCGUCGGUCGCCACAACAUCACCAUCUUCGCCCCUCGCAACGAAGCUCUGGAGCGUGACCUUGACCCUGAGUUCAAACGCUUCUUGCUCGAGCCGGGUAACCUCAAAUCUCUCCAAACACUCCUCAUGUUCCACAUUAUCCCCACCCGGGUCGGGUCGGACCAAUGGCCAUCAGAGGAUUCGGGUCGGGUCAAACACGUUACGCUAGCGAACGAUCAUCUCCAUUUGAUCAAAGGAGACGGCAGAAAGAUGGUGGAUUCCGCCGAGAUAAUCCGACCCGACGACUUGACCCGACCCGACGGGUUGAUCCACGGCAUCGAACAGCUUCUCAUCCCUCGCUCCGUUCAAGAGGAUUUCAACCGCCGCCGCAGCCUCCGAUCAAUCUCCGCCGUCUUACCGGAAGGAGCUCCGGAGGUCGACCCGAGAACCAACCGUCUCAAGAAGAAACCCGCUCCGGCACCGGCCGGAUCUCCGCCGGCUCUCCCGAUCAAAUCCGCAAUGGCUCCCGGUCCGUCGCUAGCUCCGGCACCGGCGCCGGGACCGGGAGGCAAGCGCCACCACUUCGACGGCGAAGCUCAGGUCAAAGACUUCAUCCACACGCUGCUGCAUUACGGCGGCUACAACGAGAUGGCGGACAUUCUCGUGAACCUGACGUCGCUCGCGACGGAGAUGGGUCGGUUGGUGUCGGAAGGCUAUGUGCUGACGGUUCUUGCUCCCAACGACGAGGCCAUGGUGAAGCUGACGACGGAUCAGCUGAGCGAGCCUGGAGCUCCGGAGCAGAUCGUGUAUUACCAUAUCAUCCCUGAGUACCAGACGGAGGAGAGUAUGUAUAACUCUGUGAGGAGGUUUGGGAAGGUGAAGUUCGAUACGCUGCGUUUUCCUCAUAAGGUUGUGGCUAAGGAGGCUGAUGGUUCGGUUAAGUUCGGGGACGGUGAGAGGUCGGCGUAUUUGUUUGAUCCGGACAUUUAUACGGACGGUCGGAUCUCGGUUCAGGGGAUUGAUGGUGUUUUGUUCCCUGAAGUGGAGGAGGUUGUUGAAUCGGUUAAGAAACCGGUUAAGAAAGUUGUUCAACCGAGAAGAGGAAAUCUUUUGGAAGUAGCUUGUAGAAUGCUUGGUGCUAUUGGCAAGGACGCUUCUUAUUUCACCAAAUGCCGGUAAAGAACUUAUGUACACACAUUCAAAAAGCUGAUUGAAGAUUUGUCAUUGGGUGUAUAGACAACAACGCUUCAGGAACCAACAAGCAUGGUUUUUGAGUUUUUUUUUCUUAAAUAUAUAUUUUUGGGGGGUGUUUCAUAAUUGGUGUUGGAGUAUGAAUACUGUAAUUAGAUAUAUCAAUCAUUUCUUAAUUAAUUUGGUGGUGUAUGAGAAUGAAAGUAUACAAUUAAUAAAAAGAGGUAACAAAAGAGAGAGAACAUAAACCUUUUCUUUUAUCUUAAGGAUUUGUUGCUUUUUGGACUCGUUGGCUUUUACUAUGAGAAAGGUAUAUUUGCACUUGGUAAGAGAAU